CAUAUCCCUUUGAAUAUACACAUACAAUUAAACAGCUUGAUUAACUAAUUUGUACCUCUAAGCCUUAUUUGAACACAUCUAAAUCUAGAGACAAAGAGAUAUGAAGUUGCAUGGGAGAACAUUUGUGAUCACAUUUUUGGUCAUACAUUGUGUCACGAUUUUAAGUGUUGCUAAAGAAUUUGAUUUUUUUUACUUUGUUCAACAGUGGCCUGCAUCUUAUUGCGAUUCAAGGCGAGGUUGUUGCUAUCCCAAAACUGGGAAGCCAGAAGAAGAUUUUAGUAUACACGGGCUUUGGCCUAAUUACAUCGACGGAACCUAUCCAUCUAACUGCGACUCAUCCAACCCUUUUGACGAUUCAAAGGUUUCAAAUCUUGAAAGUGUCUUACAAAAGCAUUGGCCAACACUUGCCUGCCCAAGUGGUGAUGGCUUGAAAUUUUGGCGUCAUGAAUGGGAAAAACACGGAACUUGUGCUGAAUCUGUUUUCGACGAAAGUGGUUACUUUGAGGCCGCUCUAUCCCUUCAGAAAAAAUCUAACCUUCUCAAUUCUCUCAAGAAUGCAGGAAUAAAACCGGCUGAUGGGAAGUUUCACACAAUGGAACAAAUCAAAGAUGCAAUAACAAAGGGUGUGGGUUAUGCCCCAUUUAUAGAGUGUAAUGUGGACUCCUCAGGAAACCACCAAAUAUACCAAGUGUACCAAUGUGUCGAUGCAUCCGCUUCUAAGUUCAUCGAAUGCCCAGUUUUCCCUCACGGACGACCCUGUGGAAAUAAGGUUGAGCUUCCUUCAUUUUCGUCUGCUUCAACUCGCGAUGAACUCUAGAGUCCUUUGAUACAUUUCAUCGUAUAAAUUCUUUAUUGGAUAUCUUGAUCUUACUAUUGGUGUACUAAAACAUCUAUAUGACAAAUUCUAAUAAAAGUAUCAUUAAUAGAA
Messenger RNA from Erigeron canadensis, 928 nucleotides. Its product is annotated as intracellular ribonuclease LX-like. Gene Ontology annotation, molecular function: RNA binding; ribonuclease T2 activity. The record is from RefSeq and is a predicted model, not a curated record. Gene Ontology annotation, biological process: RNA catabolic process. The transcript is spliced from 4 exons. Lineage: Eukaryota; Viridiplantae; Streptophyta; Magnoliopsida; Asterales; Asteraceae. The coding region runs from base 101 to 817 and encodes 238 amino acids. Gene Ontology annotation, cellular component: extracellular region.